CACAUGACUCGCUGGUGUCGAGCUGCGGAAGCGAGCUGACUGUAUCCGCGAUGAAAAUGUCCGCAGGAUUCGUGGAAGUCAGUGAAGCGGAGCGAACCUGGACCGAGAUGCACGAUCGUCCUGGAAACACGGAUGUUACACAUCUGGAAUGGCUGGAGUAAAUAGGACACUAAAGUAAGGCAGGACAGGAGUGCAUCUGUUGUCCAGAUGAAGUGCCUGCUGAUAGCCAGUGAGAGCGCCGAGGUUCUCUUCCACUGGACCGACCCAGAAUUUCAGCAGAAUGUCCAGGAGCAGUAUGGAGCAUCUCAGGAGGAGGGCCAGGGGCUUCCAGCCUUCGAGGACAGCAUCAACACUCUGUUUGCUCCCAUCAUCAUCUCCUGCAGCACCAUGGUGGACAGGCUCGGCGACAGUUACGCCUGCUUCACCACAGAAAACAACCACACCUACGUAUUGCACCAGUUUGACGAGUGCCUGUACAUUGCUGUGAAUGGAGAUGGUGAGGAGGGAGAGGAUGAUCUGAGGAGGAAGAUCUAUGUGAUGAAGAAGAUGAUCGAUGUCCUCUUUGGCAUGGUCACUCUCAGCAGUAACCUCCUCAGAAAAGAACUGCGUCCUCAGGACACCGAGCAGAGAGCACAGCUGUGGAAACGGCUCCAGAGCCUGCUGGAGACCUACAGCCGCCUUCGUGAGAAUGACCAGAGCUUCUUAGUGGAGGCGGUGGAGAGGCUGAUCCAUCCCACACUGUGUGAGCAGUGCAUCGAGUUCCUGGAGCGCCGCCUGGUGCAGCAGCUCAACAGCAGUGCAGAGAGGGCGGGAGAGGAGGUGCUGCAUGCCUUCAUCCUGGUGCACACAAAACUGCUUGCUUUCUACUCCAGUCGCAAUGCUAGCACGCUCACCACCUCAGACCUCCUGGCCCUCAUCAUCAUGGCACAGAAUAUGUAUCCUAGUAACAUAGAGCUGGAUGACCCAAGCCCCGAGGAUGUGGAGAGCACUUCUGGUUCGGGUCCUGAAAUCUUCUACACUCCAGAGCCCUCCCCAACAGACAGAGACUCAAGCAGUUCAGACAGGCCAGGCAGAGGGGGCACUCCUGUGUUUGAGUUUGUGGACCCAGACAUACAGAUGGCAGAGGACAGCUUGCAGACUCUAGAGGUUCCUCCGCCUGACCCUUCAACCCCAUGCAGAGUCUUUUUGGAGGUCUCGCUCAAGGAGGGCCUUUAUCCCAUGAUGCCUCACUCCAUGUACUGUCUACCACUGUGGCCUGGGAUCACUCUGGUGCUGCUCACUAAGAUUCCCAACAGUGGAGUGGCCAUGUCAGUGUAUUUGUUCCUGGAGGCCUUUGCCAAGCUGGAGAAGCGUUUAAGUGAAGGCCAGGAGGGCUCUGCUGUCACAAGAGGCUCACCUCCUAUUCAUGACUUCCGCAACAAAUUGGAUAAGUUCAUCAAAGCCCUGGGCCCCAGCGACAUACAGUCGUCUCAGUUGCAGAAUGUAUGGACUGAUUUCAAGAACCGUGCCUUCGCCAGAGGAAGACCUGGGUUCAACAGAGAGCUGAUCCCAUGGUGUAAGAGUAUGAAGAUGCAGCUGUGCGGUGUGUACAGGCAGUGUUUCCUUACUGACACCUCUGGACCUGCAGACGUUCCCCAGCGUCUGUCCCCCAGCCUACAGGACCGAGCUCAGGCCAUGGUGCAGGAGAAGCUGAUGGACUGGAAGGACUUCCUGCUGGUGAAGAGCAAGAGGAAUAUCACGAUGGUGUCGUACCUGGAGGAUUUCCCAGGCCUCAUACAUUUUAUCUGUGUGGACCGAUCCACUGGCCAAAUGAUCGCCCCGUCACUCAACAUCACAGAGCGCGCCACCUCUGAGCUGGGGAAGGGGCCACUGGCACAUUUCAUCAAAAGCAAGGUUUGGGGUCUUGUCAGUACAACACGCCGCUAUCUCCAGAAAGGUUACUCCACUGUCACAUUGCGAGAUGGAGACUUUUACUUCUGCUACUUCCUCUGGUUUGAAAAUGAAACUGGUUAUAAGUUAGAAGCGGCGGACCUGCCCAUCCUAUCAGAUGACUCUGCUCCCAUCGGAAUGCUUGCCUGGGACUACUACAGGAAGCUGCUACGGUACUACUGCAAGAAUCACCAGGGUGAGGUGGUGAAGUGCUAUGAGCUGCUGACCGUUCAUCUUGGAGUCAUUCCUACCGAGUACAUCCUGCAGCACUGCAGACAGCUGGCCAGCAAGCUGUGGGAACCUUCCCGUAAUCCCCUUCUGUAGACAAAUCCACACACUUGGACUGAUAAAGGCACAUAAUUGUUGUAUUGCCAAGAUAAAAUGUACAUUUAUAGCUGGUGUCUUUUGUGUGAAAAUGUGUAUUAAUGUCUCUUACAGUGUAAUCAUGCACAUCUACAGUACAUAAUAAAUGUUUCACUACUGUACUUAAAGUAUAUUAGUUUAUGAGUCCUUGAUAAGAUAAUUUGACAUAAUGUGGGUAGUUUUAUGCACUUAUUUAGUUUAUGAUGAGCACUUUUUUUAUGAUUAAUCAUUUUCGAUACCACCACUGUGCACCUAUGAUGUUUGUUAAUAGUGUCACUCUUUUUGGUUUUGUAAAUUUUAAUAUAUUUUUGAAUUACACGGUUUCCUUUUUAAUAGAAAUGAGCUGAUUUGGAAGCUAUGCAAGAGUCAAAUUGUGUCACAACCCUUUCACUUUUAGAGCCAUCCAAUGAUUCAGUCCUUUUACAAAAGUUAUCAUGUGGUUCCUGUUAUUAAUGAUGUAGGAACAUUUAUUCACUAAUACUGCUUAUGUUGUCACUACUAGUAUGUUUUAGCACAUCUGUUUUGUUCCAUUAUGCUCAUUCGGAAGGACUAGAAACAUGCAGUAUGAUUAGGUCUCUCCGAGUGUUGAUUUGCUUUAGAAAUACUGUAUGUAUUUUUUUGCGAAAACAGAAGAAAAAUUGUCACAUCCUGUUUAUUGAUUCCUUGUGAACAGAAAAUUGAAAUAAUACUGUUUUGAACUAUUCAGUUCAUUUGCUUAAAGCCAGCCAGUGACCAUCUCUGCGAUGUUCCUGUGCAUAUAUGUGUGAUGUGAUAAUUAUUCACCCAUGUGACAAUUACUGCAGUUGAGUGAACAGCUGGUGAUCUAAUGAGCUGCCCAAUGAAUUCAGAGGAGGAGGCUCAACCCUUGGGCCGUGCUGGCUCUAUCUCGCCAUUGUUUAUGAUUCCUCCCAGGUCUGGAAAGCCUAUUACAACUUAAAACACCAAACAUGUUUUCACCCAAUACUCUGUUACUCCCUUUAACUAACUUCACAUCUUUUCAUUAUCACAAAUUUUACUCUUUUCUUUGUAAUUUGUAAUGCAUAAGGCUCAUUUACCCGAGAAUAUAUCACUCAUUUAGAAUAAAAUGAAACACAAUGUAUAAGUUAUUGUGCCCAUAGUUUAGGCCAGAGGAAAACAUGUUGAGUGAAAAUAAUAAUAGUCACCACUGAUUGGUGUGUUUCAAACUGUGGCCAGGAUUGUUGUUUUAAAACCUUUUAAAUUUUGAAAAAUUCUGCCACAUAAUGACAUCUGUUGUGUUCCUGGUCAAAACUGAUCGAUAUGAUUUUACUUCCAAGGAUAAUGACACAGAUUCAACCAUCGUCUUCAUAUAAACAGUUACUGUAAACAUUAAAA
Messenger RNA from Myripristis murdjan (pinecone soldierfish), 3645 nucleotides. RefSeq names its product HPS1 biogenesis of lysosomal organelles complex 3 subunit 1 (gene hps1). Gene Ontology annotation, molecular function: guanyl-nucleotide exchange factor activity. Gene Ontology annotation, biological process: melanosome assembly; vesicle-mediated transport. Bases 208 to 2253 code for a protein of 681 amino acids. Gene Ontology annotation, cellular component: BLOC-3 complex. The transcript is spliced from 18 exons. Lineage: Eukaryota; Metazoa; Chordata; Actinopteri; Holocentriformes; Holocentridae. The record is from RefSeq and is a predicted model, not a curated record.